UGGGUGUCAUGUGUGUGGUGUGAGGAUGUAAACAAUAGUGCACCCCGGCCAGUGGUCUCCCCUGCUACACCACACAAAACAAGAUGGCAGAACAGAAUGGGGAGGUGAAGAAUCCCUUUGCAAAAAGACCGGGAAUAGGUAGAGCCAGUGAAUUGAACCUUAUUGGUUCUAGUACUACUCCUGGAUCAAGCAGUAGCAUGUCUGCUCGUCUACCUUCUUUCCGUGGCCCACGAGAUCUCACUCUAUCUGCGUCAUCCUCUGCUACUCCCGUAAAACCCUCCCUUAUGACGAGGACUCGCAAAACAUUCUCACCAAAUAUACCUGUUCGAAGAGGAAAAAAUGAGAAAGUAUUAGACUCUCGCUCAGAUAAAGGACCAAAGCGUAAUCGUGAACGUGAUAAAAAGGAGGGAGGUAGAGGAAGAGGUCGUGGAAGAGAGUAUGUCCAGACUACAGGUUCCCUCUUCGGUGAAGGAAUUGCAGCAGCUCCUCAAAGACGUGGGAUGAUGGGUGGCUAUGGAGUUGGAGGAGGUGGUAGUGGUGCAGGGAAGUCUGGGGAACCUGGCUUCAUACACAAGCCUGUCCUUAAUCUGGACACUGUUAACAACAUCGAUAAGGAACAUGAAGACCAAAAAUUAAAGGAGAUCUUGCGGGAUGACUUUAUUGAUGACCUGGAAGACGUCAUCGGGCGAGAUAAUGAUGGUGACUUGUUUCCUGUACAAUUACCAAUGGUGGACACUGGACUGGUAUUUAAGGAAGAAGACGGAAAAGAUACAACAGAAGUAAAGCCAAAAAUGUCUCCAAAUUUAUCAGAAGGCAUUGAAGUAAAAUGUGAACCAGCAGAGUCCACUGAGGACAUGACUGCAGUAGACAAUGCUAUCAAAGAUAUUACACUGGAAACCAAGAAUGUAAAGUUGGCAGUAAGAAAAGUCACAGUGAAGGGAGGUUUACCAGCUAAAGAAAAAGCUCCAGAACUUUCUGUUGCCCAACUUUUAGCUGGAAAGCAUGAAGACUUCAUGUUUUUUCAGCUGCCAAACUCUCUUCCCAGUCAUCCACCAGAAAUUAAGCAAGAAUCCAGUGGUACUCGAUCGCAAAAUACAGCACAGCAACAAAGCCAGACAGCUCCUAACAACUUAGAACUAGAUGAAGACGAAGAGAAGAGGUCCAGUCGUCAGUACUGUACACUAAAUACUUUACCAGAAGGACAGAUUGGAACUCUAAAGAUAUAUAAAUCUGGCAGAACAGAAUUAUGGCUUGGAGACCACAAACUUACUGUUAACAAAGGGACUCAAGUGGGAUUUUUACAAGAUGUAGUAAGUGUAGAGGUUGAUGAAGAAAAUAAAAGUGGUUCUAUGACUGUUCUGGGGCACGUAGGACACCGGCUUGUUUGUACCCCUGAUCUAGAAUCUCUCGUCAAACAGAAUAAAACCUAACAUAAGCCUUAAUACUAGUCAUUUAUUUAAUGUUUCUGCACCCAUUUUCAUAUGGAUGAAGCUUUAAGUUUUAUUUUUUUAAAUGUAUCUUCUCGGAGGUUAUUUUUAUUCAAAUUAUUUCUUGGAACUUUUGUUUGGAAGUAACUGGCUGCACCAGUCAGUUGCAUCUUUUGACAGAUUCAUUUUUUCAAGACUUUUUCUUAGUGGUGCUUCUCAUGUUUUUGAGAAACUUUUGUUUACCAUGGCUUUCCAAUAAGGGAGCAUAUGUGUGGGGACAAUUUGUUUAUUUCCUGUUCAUAAAAUUUCAAGGACUAAAUUUGAGAUUUAAAUAUGUUUAUAAACAAUAGUACAGUAUUUUGUUAUUUUCUUAAAAUUUAAGGUUUAUUUAUCGUUAUCAUAUUGCAAUGCAGACAAAGUUAUUGGCUCUUUAUAUAAUUUAAUAUGGAAAAGUGGAUACUGUAUACAGAUAUCUGGCAUUCUUUGAUAGUGGUUUAUAAUUAAUCCAAUAAAUCUAACUUUUUAUUCU
Messenger RNA from Homarus americanus (American lobster), 1956 nucleotides. RefSeq names its product DNA-directed RNA polymerase III subunit RPC4-like (gene RpIIIC53). Gene Ontology annotation, molecular function: DNA binding. The coding region runs from base 84 to 1430 and encodes 448 amino acids. The record is from RefSeq and is a predicted model, not a curated record. Lineage: Eukaryota; Metazoa; Arthropoda; Malacostraca; Decapoda; Nephropidae. Gene Ontology annotation, biological process: transcription by RNA polymerase III. The transcript has 10 exons. Gene Ontology annotation, cellular component: RNA polymerase III complex.